UGCCUUCAUGCCUCUCUCCUCCUCCGCCUUUCCUUCUUCUUCAUAUUCCUCUGUGGUGGCUCGAUCCCCUCGCUGAGCACUCGCCGAUUCCUCAGAUUAUGACUUUUUUUAACGAUGUGAGCCACUAGCAUCCCUCCCUUCCCUAAACUCGUUCUGCUCCUGCCUCUCCUUGUUUUGCUUCUCACACAUCGCUGGAGGAGACUCUCCUCACCAUCCACGAUGAUGUGGAGCUAACUACCAGGUGGAAAGUGUUAACAAGGAGCUUUUUUUUCUGAUUCCUGUCGGGAACUGAAAGGUUGGAACGUACUGACAUUGAGUUGGAUUCAGAGUGGAAUAUUGUUUUAACAUAAAUUAUCCUUUUAAAGACGUCUAUGGGAGUUGAAGAUGUAGGGGGGGUACUGCUCUUGGAGGAUGGACGCUGUACUAUGAGACAAGGAGCUGCAGAGAGUAUCUACACAACUGCUGUUCAGAAUAACCAUGGCACCGUGUCGGUAAUCUUCACCUGCUCAGUUUUAGUCCAGCUCCUCCAGUGUUUUUAGCAGAGACAUUUCUUCUUCUCCCGUCAUAAACAACCCCCAGCAAUGGAUCGCCUGUGUCCAGGUGAAGGCGUGAGCUGGACACAGGCCCUGGUCGGCAAACUGUAGCCCUCCUGGAUUUUAUUCAGCAACUGUCCCCGUAAUCUUACUGUGGAGUUAUUCUGCAUUUUGGACCAGGAAUGGAUGUACCAGAGUCCAACAAGCAUGGCAAGAAGUCCACAUGUCAAAAACUCGAAGACCAGAAAAAGAUCUACACUGACUGGGCCAAUCACUACCUGGCCAAGUCUGGGUGUCCACGCCUCAUCAAAGACCUGAGCCAGGAUGUCACCGAUGGAGUCUUGCUGGCUCAGAUCAUCCAGAUCAUAGCCAAUGAGAAGGUGGAGGACAUCAAUGGCAGCCCCAGGAGCCAGUCGCAAAUGAUCGAAAAUGUGGACGCUUGUCUCAGUUUCCUGGACGCCAGAGGAGUGAAUGUCCAAGGGCUCUCAGCAGAAGAGAUCAGAAAUGGCAACCUAAAGAGCAUCCUUGGCCUCUUCUUCAUCCUUUCACGCUACAAGCAGCAGCAGCAGCAACAGCAGCAGUACUAUCAGUCAUUGGUGGAGCUCAGCCAGCAGCCCAGCAGUACCGCACCAUCCACCAGCAGCCUCAAAACACAAGAUAUGCAGUCCAGUCUUACAGCACGAUAUGCAAGUCCUCCAGGCCACAGUGGAAUAGGAUCACCACAGAAGAAAAACACAAGGUUACCAGGGCCGUCCAGAGUACCCGCUGCAGGCGGCGGGGCAUCCAGAAGCCCAGGCUCAUCCAACCUCAACCGCCGGAGUCAGAGCUUCAACAGCAUCGACAAGAGCAAGCCUCUCCAGUAUGCAAGCGGCAACGAUAGAGAAUCGGUGAGGGGCCUCCCUGUACCCAGUGGGAUGAAUGGGAGUGGGAUGGGUGGAAUGGUUCCCACCAGUCUCAGUGGGCAGCAGCUGGCCUCUGCCAUCCCCUCACCCACCUCUGGGAAGUCCUGGCGCAGCAAGUCAAUGAACCUCAAGCACAGCGCCACUUCCUCCAUGCUGGCAAGCCCCACCCAUUCACCUUCCACCACCCCUUCACCCCAGGCCCUGGAAGGUUUUCACGAGGCCUCCAAAGUUGGGUUAGGAGCUGCACCUCCACAGAGGUCAAUGUUGGAGAAGUUCCGACUCAUUAACCCUCGAUCAGCCUCAAGAGCGUCACCAUCCAUGGCGGAAAUGACGCUGCAGGAGGAGGAUGACCUUUCGGAGUACGGGGACGAUGGACAGACCCCGACAGGGUCAUUGUGCAGCAGUGGCAGUAGCAGUGCUACCGCCAAACAGAGCUCAACAAAGACGCCAGCGUCAUCCGUUUCUGCACCUAGCAAAACCUCUUCUUCAUCCUCAUCAAAAACCUCUGCCAGUGGCAGCAGGUCCUUGGCCCCAUGCAAAGACAAGGAGGAUAAAAACAAGUCUGUGAAAUCUUCAAAAGACAGCUCUCCACCAAAAGAGGAGCGUGAGAAUUCAGCCGACUCCACUAAGAAAUCCUCCAAAAUAGCCAGCCUCAUCCCAAAGGGAGGAAAGUCAUCGUCAGGAAAGAAAGAUGGCGGCACUUCCUCUGCUGCCAGCGGCAUCCCAAAACCAGGGCUUAAAGCUCCGUCCACAACAUCAGGCAAACCUCAGAGUCAGUCCCAGAACCAAGCUGCCUUAAACAGCAGCGGCAACAUGAGGACAGGUGAAGGAGAGCGAGCCAAGCUGACCAAAGGAGGACAAGGUGGGAGUUUUUACAUACAGCGCUCCUCUGGCGGUACGGAGGGGAAACGGACUAGUAUGACCUCGUCUACCAGUACCUCAGCCCUAUCUGGAACCAGUGGGAUGCUUGUAGGAGGAGGAGGUGGGGCACCGGGAGGAAACGGAGUGGUUCUACUUCCACAGCAGCAGCAACACAACCACCCCAAUACGGCCACGGUGGCGCCCUUCAUGUACAGGACGUUCUCAGAAAACGAUUGCACCACGGUGGCCCCAGCCGACCCCUGUCUCAGCCCCACCAAGGGAGAGCUGGUCUACAGCAAGACAGCCAAACAGUGCCUGGAGGAGAUAUCAGCAGGAGAGGAUCCUGAGACGAGGCGUAUGAGGACGGUAAAGAACAUCGCUGACCUGCGGCAGAACCUGGAGGAGACCAUGUCCAGUCUGCGGGGGACACAGAUCAGCCACAGUACAUUGGAAACAACCUUUGACACGACGGUGACGACUGAGGUGAACGGGCGGAGUCUCCCCGCCCUUGCUGCUCGUUCCUCCCCCAUGGCCUGGCGCCUUGGCCAAACCCAGACCCCACGUCUCCAGGCAGGAGAAGCCCCCUCAAUGCCAAGCGGGUAUUCUGCGCCCAGAUCCAGCACAGCGGGCGCUACCGCCAACACAGGCCGUUACAGCGGGCACUCUGACCCCUCCAGAUACCUAACCGACAGUGGCCUCCACCUGUAUGCUAGGAAUACAGGUCGAUCCUCAGAUGUGGCUUCACCCCGAGAGAACACGCAAAGAGGAAGCAAAGAGAUGCAGGGAGACAUUGACAGUUGGGAUGACAGCAGCUCAGUGAGCAGCGGCCUCAGCGACACAUUGGACAACUUCAGCACCGAUGAUCUGAACACCCCGACGUACUCCGCUGCCAGCUCGUCGCGCAAAAGCAAGGGAGCACAGUCCCAGAAAGAAAGCAGGUCCAAGCAUGCCCAGCCGGAGGUGAGCAGCAGUUGGGUUGGCGCCGAAGACUUGAAAAAAGUGGACGAGGAGUUGGACCCGAGCAUGGACCCUAACGGUAGCCCCUCCCGCUGGAAGCCUUCCUCAUCCGCCUGUUCCCCCCAAAGCCAGGGUCAGUAUGAGGACACCGGCCAGAAGGCAGCUGGGCUUGCCCAGAUGUCCCAGACGGGCUCAUGGCGGAGGGGCAUGACAGCCCAGGUGGGGAUCACACCACCCAGGACCAAGGGGAGUUCUGCUGCACUCAAAUCACCAGGUAAAACUGACGAUGCCAAGGCCUCAGAAAAGGGCAAGGUCCCUUCCAAAAGCCCCACAGGGAUACAGCGCUCACCAUCAGAUGCUGGGAGAAGUAGUGGGGAUGAAGGCAAGAAACCUCCCUCUGGUAUUGCUCGCCCACCUGCCACCAGUUCAUUUGGAUACAAAAAGAUCCCUGGUCCUGCUGGCACGCUAAUUACCUCUAGCGGCGCAGCCCUCACGGGUGGCUCAGCCACCCUGGGCAAGGCCCCAAAGUCUUCAUCUGGCCUCGGCAAAGGCACAAGCAUCGGCGGGGGCCGUAAAACCAGCCUAGACGGCUCGCAGCCCCAGGAUGACGGGGUCCUCCUCAGCUGCAGCAGCUCCAAAGUCACCCUGCAGUACCGCUCCCUCCCAAGGCCGGCCAAAUCCUCUAGUGGGGCGGCAGCAGGGCGCUGCGGGCACCGCUCCAGCUCCAGCAGCAUUGAAUCAAAUGUCAGCGGGAAGUCCGCAGGCGGAGCAGCAACACAAGCGGGUGCCAAACGGAGGGAGGGAAAGGUUAGCUCGGACCGCUCCAGUCCCAUCACCAUCAACCAGACGGAUAAAGAAAAAGUGGGGGUGUCUGAACAAGACCAGGCAGGCCUGUCCACCUCUCCCAAAUCCAGCCCUACCUCUGGUUCAGCAGGCCAGACAGGCCUCAGGCAGCCAGGAUCUAAAUACCCAGACAUCGCUUCGCCUACCUUCCGCAGAUUGUUUGGCACAAAAGCCAGCAGCAAGGCAAGUUCUCCGGGUACGCCCGACUCUGGCAAGUGCCCGUCAAUCCUGGGCAGCCCCCACGGCACGCUGGCCAGACAGCCCAGCUUGGACUCGCCUUCUUCUGGCACUGGAAGCUUGUGCAGCACUGGUGGCCUAAGCGGUGGCAGCAGCCCGCUGUAUGGUAAAACCCCUGACCUUUGCACUGACUCCCUGGCUUCAAGCCCGGCCUCUGGCCUUUCCCUUCCCUCCAACGCUCGUCCCUGGCCUGCCUGUAGCUCAUCAGCUGGCAGCAAGGACACCCUGAGUUGCCAGAGUAUGACAAGUCUGCACACCAGCUCUGAGUCCAUUGACAUGCCGCUGGGCCAUCAUGGGCCAAAGGUUACCCGUACUGGCAGUAUCAAGUCCACCCUGUCCGAGGGCAUGCCCCUUGACAGAAACACGCUCCCCAAAAAGGGACUGAGGUACCCACCUUCAUCUAGGCAAACAUCCCAUGAAGACGGAAAGGAGUGGCUGAGGUCGCAUUCAACAGGAGGCCUUCAGGACAACGGGAGCCAGUCAGCGCUUUCUCCUCCAGGAGCUGCUUGCGUCAACACUGGAAAAUACCACUACUCCAACCUCCUGAGCCCAACCAACAUCAACCAGUAUAACCUGCCACCAGGCAACAGCAACAGCAGUAGCAUGAGCCGCUCAAACAGCAUCCCUGCUCAGGACUCCUUUGACCUGUACGGUGAGGGUCACCCACUAGGGGGCAGCGCCAUCUCCCUGGAGGAUCGACCCCGGGCCAUCAGCCGCUCCGGCUCCUUCCGAGACAGCACUGAUGAAGUUCACGGCUCAUCCUUGUCUCUGGUCUCCAGCACAUCAUCACUUUAUUCUGCGACUGAGGAGAAAGCUCACUCUGAGGGCCAAACAGUCCAAAAUUCCACGCAAAUCAGGAAGCUGCGGCGGGAGCUGGACGCCUCUCAGGAGAAGGUGGCGACCCUCACGUCUCAGCUGACUGCCAACGCUCACCUUGUGGCAGCCUUUGAGAAGAGCCUCAGCAACAUGACCUGCCGCCUACAGAGCCUCACCAUGACUGCCGAGCAAAAGGAGUCCGAGUUAGCAGAGUUGAGAGAAACCAUAGAGAUGCUGAAGACCCAGAACACAGACGCUCAAACUGCGAUCCAGGUGGCGCUGAACGGACCGGACCACCUGCAUAAAGACCUUCGGAUUAGACGGCAGCACUCGUCAGAAAGCAUGUCCAGCAUCAACAGCGCUGCCAGUCAUGCCAGCAUGGGCAGCUUGGGCAAGGAUGCCGAGGAUAAAAAGAAAAAGAAGAAGAGCUGGGUGGCUGAUUCCAUCCCAGCUCAGUUGCGCAGCUCCUUCAAGCAGGCGUUCAGCAAGAAGAAAACCAAAUCCCAGUCGGCCCACGACGAGAUGGAGGAGAUGACCGACUCAGUACCUUCCUCGCCCAAACUGCAGCAUGACAACAGACAGGGUAGCGUUGCCACGCUGCGCUCCUCCCCCUCCACCACCGACGAUUGCAAUUGCGACAGCAAGUCCUCCACACUAUGGACGGCAAAGAAAAAGCAUAACGGUCAUGUGGUCUACAAACACAGAUCUCGGCUGUGCGAAUGCACCGAAGCCGAGGCUGAAAUCAUCCUGCAGCUGAAGAACGAGCUCAGAGAGAAGGAGCUCAAGCUGACAGACAUCCGCCUGGAGGCGCUCAGCUCUGCUCACCACCUGGACCAGAUCCGAGAGGCCAUGAACCGCAUGCAGAAUGAGAUCGAGGCGCUGAAAGCAGAGAACGAUCGCCUCAAGUCGAGCGGGAACGCCACACCCACGAUGACUCCUGUCAAGAUGGCCCGGCCGCCCUCAGAGGCCUCCAGCACCUCCUCAUCCUCGUCACGGCAGUCGCUCGGACUGUCGCUCAAUAACCUCAACAUCACCGACUCCAUCAUGUCUGAUAUCCUACUGGACGAUGGCUACGAGGGAAACCUCCGCAAGGAAAGUCGCAGUGUGAGGAUCAUGGUUAGCAUCAGCAAUGCACCAAAAAGCACCAAGGGUCCACAAAGCCAUGAGUACCUGAUUGGCUCUAUAGGCGUCAGCGGUAAGACCAAGUGGGAUGUCCUGGAUGGGGUCAUUCGACGUCUCUUUAAGGAGUAUGUGUUCCGGGUCGAUCCUGGGAUCAGCCUGGGUCUUAGCUCUGACAGCAUUGUGGGCUACAGGAUGGGGGAUGUGAUUCGCUGCCACGCGUCUGAAGUGCCUGAGCUGUUGCCCUGUGGAUACCUGGUGGGCGACAACAACCUAAUCAAGGUCAACCUCAAAGGUGUGAAGGAGAACAGCAUAGACAGCCUUGUGUUUGACACUCUCAUUCCAAAGCCUAUAAUCCAGAGGUACCUCAACCUGUUGAUGGAGCAUCGGCGGAUCAUCCUCUCAGGACCCAGCGGCACAGGAAAAUCCUUCCUGGCUGCCAAGCUGGCUGAGUACAUCAUUACGCAGAUGGGCCAGGAGGUGACAGAGCACAACGUGGCCAGCUUUAAUGUGGACCAGAACUCAAGCAAGGACCUCCGUCGGUACCUGUCCAACCUAGCAGAGCGGUGUAACUCUGAGCGGACAGACGCAGAGCUGCCCACUGUGGUCAUCCUGGACAACCUCCACCACAUCGGCUCUCUCAGCGACAUAUUCAACGGCUUCCUCAACUGCAAGUACCAUAAAUGCCCUUAUGUCAUCGGGACCAUGAGCCAAGGGGUCUCCUCCUCUCCAAACCUGGAGCUUCAUCACAACUUCAGGUGGGUUCUGUGCACCAACCACACGGAGCCAGUCAAAGGUUUCCUGGGUCGCUUCCUGCGACGGAAGCUCAUUGAGACGGAGCUAGAUAAGAACACGCGCAGCAACGACCUGAUCAAAAUCAUCGACUGGAUCCCCAAAACCUGGCAGCACCUCAACGGCUUCCUGGAGGCGCACAGCUCCUCUGAUGUCACCAUAGGGCCUCGUCUCUUCCUGUCUUGUCCCAUGGAUGUAGAAGGUUCUCGGGUUUGGUUCACUGACUUGUGGAACUACUCCCUGGUACCAUACCUGCUAGAGGCUGUCAGAGAAGGAUUACAGCUGUAUGGGAAGCGAGCAGUGUGGGAGGAUCCGUCCAAGUGGGUGAAUGACACAUAUCCGUGGAACGCCGCUGCUCUGCAACAGGAAGGCCAGUCGCUGCUCCAGCUGAGGCCAGAGGAUGUGGGAUAUGACGGCUACAGCUCGUCCAAGGAGGGGACGUCGUCCAAGCAGGUGUCUCAGAGCGACACAGAGGGAGACCCGCUGAUGAACAUGCUGCUGCGGCUGCAGGAAGCGGCAAACUACUCCAGCACCCAGAGCUGUGACAGCGACAGCACCAGUCACCAUGACGACCAGCUGGACUCCUCCUUGGAGUCGGCUCUAUGAGCCCAUGACACAUGAUGGCAGACCUGGAUCCCUCUCCACCUCUAAACCCUGGAGAACCUUUGAACCCCAAAGACUAACAAACCCCGACCACCUUCUCACCCCUCCCCCACAAUACGUCAACCUUCCCUUCCUGCGAGAGCAAGUGUGCAACCUGUUCAGAUUGCUAGUCCAUCACAGAACCCGCACUCUAGAGAUAUAUAAUAUAUGGAAAGUUUUAAUACCCAAAAUGUUCGCUCAAAUUGAAAGAAAAGGCCUAUAUUUUGAUGGUGCAAUAUAAACCAGAAUGUUUUUUUUUAUGUUUUCAGAACCUUACUUUAAUCCAAAAGCACUGUCCUCCUCUUUUUUUUGGACAUUUUAUAAAACAGUUCUUAUGCGUUCCUGAAGUGAAAUAUCAGUAGCUCUGGUGUGUUUUUUUUCUAAGACACAUUUCCUUUGGUUUACUUAUAGAGGAAAAUGUCCAAAGUGUUACGAAAAUAACUAAAAAAACUGGAUUUUUCUUUUUACCCAGUUAAAUCCACGUAUGUUUACAUUAUUAGGGCUGUUUCUUUGUUACAGAGGUGCUUCUUACAGACACGCACAUACAUACACACAGAGGAAGCAGAGAGGAAAUCAUCUUUUGAUCAAAGCAUUGUUUCCAUUCAGUCUCUUGGUUGAUCACUGUCAAACAUGCCAGAGUCUCUUUUUCUUUAAUGUUUAAGGAGAUCUUUGGUUUAAAAGGGAGGCAUAAAGGGCAGGUGCAGUGAUUCCUGGGACUUCAAACACCUGAUAACGUCUGGUGAUUUGCACAAAAAUACUUUAUAUAUUUUAUUCUCCUAUUAUUUUUGGCACCAUAUGGGAGAAUUCUGGGGCUUUACAAUUCAAAUAGGAUCAGAAUUUGCCUACAUUAUAUAUAAUAAUAAUAAUAAUUAAUAUUUAUUAAAGACCAGGAGCUGGCCCAGGGAUGUAUGGAGAAUAAUUUUAUUUUAUUUUUUGGGGUCCACUUCCUGUUAAACUCAGUUCCCAGUAGCCACCACAGCAGAUCUAAUGUCUAUUUUAUAUUUUCAACCUUUAAAUCCUUUUUAGUUCCCUAUUGCAUAGAAUAUAUUCAUUACCAGGAGGCUAACUAGGUGAUAUUAGUAGGACGGUUACUGCCUGCAAAUCCUAUCUUAUAAAAUAUAUUUUUAAAACAGCAUAACAUGAACAAAAGGGAUGAUGGAUCCUCGGUUAGUUUUUCCACACUGUGAAGUUCCAAGUUCUAAGCAGCCACAUUUCUUUUUUUUUCUUAUCCAAGGCAUAGGGUAUUAGCCUUGUUUCAGUCAGCUGACUGUCCGUGUGCAGGAGUAGCUUGGGCAGGGUGCAGCACCAGCUCAUUAAAAAGACAUUAACUCAUAAGAACAGGUUUUUAUUUUAACAUUUUAGAGGAUUUAGGACCAUUAACAUUUAUUAACAGCUCAUCAUUCAGCUCUGGGUUAGAGGCAAAGUUGACUUUGGUUACUUUUUUAAAUG
Cyprinodon tularosa is the source of this 9151-nucleotide messenger RNA. RefSeq names its product neuron navigator 3 (gene nav3). The record is from RefSeq and is a predicted model, not a curated record. Bases 716 to 7666 code for a protein of 2316 amino acids. Lineage: Eukaryota; Metazoa; Chordata; Actinopteri; Cyprinodontiformes; Cyprinodontidae. Gene Ontology annotation, biological process: neurogenesis; nervous system development. Gene Ontology annotation, molecular function: ATP binding; ATP hydrolysis activity; protein binding. The transcript is spliced from 42 exons.